This is a messenger RNA of Daucus carota subsp. sativus, 2205 nucleotides long. RefSeq names its product replication protein A 70 kDa DNA-binding subunit B. Bases 198 to 2072 code for a protein of 624 amino acids. The transcript is spliced from 12 exons. Gene Ontology annotation, molecular function: single-stranded telomeric DNA binding; damaged DNA binding. Gene Ontology annotation, biological process: telomere maintenance via telomerase; meiotic cell cycle; double-strand break repair via homologous recombination. The record is from RefSeq and is a predicted model, not a curated record. Gene Ontology annotation, cellular component: nucleus; DNA replication factor A complex. NCBI's taxonomy places the organism in Eukaryota, Viridiplantae, Streptophyta, Magnoliopsida, Apiales, Apiaceae.
UUGUUCCCGCGUUAAUAAGUUGAAACCUCGAAUUCAACACGCCCCGCCAAUGCUUACAUAUGUAACAGCCCCAUAUAUGCAAGAGCUGCGCUCUUUGUUUCCGGUGUAUAUUUGCAGAGAGAGAAAGUGAGUGAAAACGGUGGGUAUUUUAGAGAGAGAAGAGAGGGUUGAAAUUGUGGGAGUUUUAGAGAAAGAAGAUGGUGAAAACAGUGAGCCCGGAUGCAAUCUCAGUGAUUAUGGCAAACCCAUCUCCUGAUUCAUCUUCUUCUGAUUACCCGGAUAUUGUUGUUCAAGUUCUUGAUCUUAAACUUACUGGCAAUAGCCGCUUCAGGUUUGUAGCCAAUGACGGGAAAAUGAAGCUUGAUGGAAUGUUCCCAUCUAGCUUGUCAAAUGAAGUCAACUCCGGGAACAUUCAGAACUUGGGGCUUAUACGUAUUCUUGAUUAUACUCUUAAUGACAUUCCUCUUAAGAACAAAAAAUACCUGAUUGUAACAAAGUGUGAGGUUGUGUCUCCUCCGCUUGAAGCAGAAAUUGUUGAUGUGGUGAAAUCUGAAGAAACAGGAAUUCUGUUGAAGCCCAAACAGGAUGUGGAGGUCAAUAAUGUACAAGGUCUUGGCAUUGUUUUAAAGCCAAAGCAAGAAAUGUUUGCGAAAUCAGCUGCACAAAUUGUUCAUGAACAAACUGGAAACAUGGCCCCUUCUGCACGAAUGGCAAUGACCCGAAGAGUUCAUCCACUUGUUUCUUUGAAUCCAUAUCAAGGAAACUGGACCAUAAAGGUUCGGCUUACAAACAAAGGAAACAUGCGCAACUAUAAGAAUGCCAGAGGGGAAGGCUGUGUUUUCAACGUAGAGUUGACAGACGAAGAUGGUACACAAAUUCAAGCAACAAUGUUCAAUGAGGCUGCAAAGAAGUUCUACGACAGAUUUCAACUUGGGAAGGCCUAUUACAUAUCAAAGGGAACUCUAAGAGUUGCUAACAAGCAGUUCAAGACUGUACCAAAUGAUUAUGAGAUGACUUUGAAUGAAAAUUCAGUAGUGGAGGAGGCAAUUGAUGAAGGAACUUUCAUUCCUGAAACAAAAUUUAAUUUUGUUCCUAUUGAUCAGUUGGGACCAUAUGUCAAUAAUUCUGAGCUUGUCGAUGUUAUUGGUGUGGUGCAAAGUGUAUCCCCCACCAUGAGUAUUCGCAGAAAAAGCAACAAUGAAACCAUCCCCAAGCGCGACAUAACUAUUGCAGAUGAGAGUAAGAAGACUGUAGUGGUGUCAUUGUGGAACGAUCUUGCUACUACUGUUGGACAAGAUCUGUUGGAUAUUGCUGAUCAAUCUCCUAUAGUUGCACUUAAAUCCCUAAAAGUUGGGGACUUCCAAGGAGUAUCAUUGUCUGCAUUGAGUAGAACUGUUAUCGUGGUGAAUCCAGAGACACCUGAAUCUAGAAAAUUGAAGUCCUGGUAUGAUUCUGAAGGCAAAGAUAGUUCAAUGGCUUCUGUCGGCACUGGGUUAAGCCCCUCUUCCAAGAGCGGAGGUCGAUCUAUGUAUACUGAUAGAGUAUCUGUUUCUUACAUAACAUCUAACCCAUCCUUGGGUGAGGAUAAGCCUGUGUUUUUCAGUACCAAGGGUUACAUAAGUUUUAUCAAGCCAGAUCAGUCAAUGUGGUAUCGAGCUUGCAAGACAUGCAACAAGAAAGUUACUGAAGCUAUUGGAUCUGGAUUUUGGUGUGAAGGAUGCCAGAAAAAUGAUGAUUCAUGCAACUUGAGAUAUAUAAUGGUUGCCAAAGUUGCUGAUGCAAGUGGUGAAGCUUUGCUGUCUUUCUUCAAUGAUCAAGCUGAGAAUGUAAUUGGCUGCUCUGCAGAUGAGCUUGACAAGUUAAGAUCACAGGAUGGAGAUGGGAGUACUUAUCAAAUGAAAUUGAAAGAAGCCACAUGGGUGCCUCAUCUAUUCCGAGUAAGCGUUGUCCCGCAGGAAUACAACAAUGAGAAGCGACAAAGGAUAACUGUAAGAACUGUUGCUCCUGUUGAUUACGCAGCUGAGUCCAGAUUUUUGCUGGAAGAGAUCACUAAAAUGAAAGCUUCUCAAUAAUGUGUUUAUGGAAGUAUUCUUAGAAGCUUUAUAUUAUUUAUGAAAGUAUGUGAAGUUAGGAAUGAUGUUUCUUAAACUGGUUAAGUUUUUGUAUGGAUCAGAAUGAUUGGUUUAUUUGCAAGUUUUUGCUGAA